AUGGCUCACACCGCCGUCGCGUCUACCUCGUCGGACGACGGCGAGGACAUUGGCGCGCGUCUUCGGAAGCUAAAUCUACCACAGAGGCCGCUGAUCAUGGACAAGGUCAACCGCCCGCGCCAGCGACACUGCGGGCACAGCGAAACCGAGAAGUGCUGGUGCUACGAGUACACGACGAUGCUGCCCCGGCCUGAGUACGAGGGGAAGUGGCUCCCGGAUAGCCCUGAGCCGCUGGAAACUCCGGCGAAGGUCUUGACGAACGGGAACAGCAGGGGCAGAGAUGGGCGGGAGGACAGGGACAGGGACAGGGAGGAGCGCGAUGCGGGUGGGAGCGGUGGUGCUGGGACGGGGACGGGGACGGCGAGAGUGAAUGGGACGAACAAGUUGCCGGAGAAGAAGAAGUUUAGCUUGGGGCAGUACAAGGAUAGGAAGCUGGCUGGAAAGACGCCCGCGAAGACGAAUCCUUCUCUUCCCCCUCCUCCUCCACCCCCUCCUACUUCGCAUCCUCCUGCUGGCGUUGCGGCUGCGGCUCUUGGUCCAAGGAAGGCUCAGUGGACUCCCAGGAGACAAUCCGGAACUCCAGAGAAGCUCGACGGAGCCCAAUUUCGCGACGAAGCCCUCCACGACGAAGCCCUUCGCGACGGAGAAGCCCUUCCAGGCGAAGCCCUCCACGGCGGAGCCCGUCGCGGGACGAUCAGCCGCCUCCCAGGAAACGACACAGGACCCCCACCAGCUCCAGCUACUCCAUCACUCCCACCGCUGCCCCCAUUGCUCAGCCCUACGCUCCCCCAAGCUAUUGAGGAUGCUCUCGCGCUGCUGGAAGAAAACAAUAGGUCACGCGGUGGCACGAGGGAGGACGGAUACGACAGCUCAAUUGCUUUGAGCUCGCGCAAACGGCAACGCGCACCAUCCGAUACUGAGCGUCCUGGUCGAAAGACUCUCGCGCCAGGGAAGAAACUGCCGGGAUCCAGCACGAACACGCCAUCGUCGCGCUCCCCACGCAACAAUCCCUCACCCACAAAAUCGGCCGCGCCCAGCAACAAGACCAUCAGGACCAAUCUUGGCGGCAACACAACCCCCAAAAUGGUUGCGUCGAAAACAGUGCAGAAGCGACCGGCGAGCCCCAAACAGUCGUCGCCAUUGCCGAGAAGCUCGAAAACAUCUUCAAAAUUCCCGCCGGCUUCGGUGUCUGCUGCUGCGGGCCCGGAAAAGAAGUCGCUGAUUGUCCGGCUGAAAUUCUCAAAGAGACGCGCGAAGGAUGUCGCGAUCCUGCUGCUGCUCAAACCUAGCCCUAAGCGACAACGCCAAGAUGAUCAUCUGCUGCCGGCGCCAGCCGCGAAGCGACAGGCUGUUGCGUCUGGGAGAUCUCCCGCUUUCAAGUCUCCCGCUUUGAAGGUGCCGAAGGAAAAGGACAUAACAACCACCCCUCCGAAAAAGGUCAAUGGCCAUCCCACCACGACGGCUCUGAAAAGGACGGCGUCGGAGGGACAUGCGCAAACACCGAGCAAGGAUGAAAGGAAUGGUGGUGCCCCGAGAAAGCCGUUGGAUCACUCUGUGCAGUCCAGGGUGGAGAAUUUUAGGGCAGAGUAUCAGAGGUAUGCGGAGUGGGGGAAGCUUUCGAAAUAUGAAGCUGACAGAACAUUCAAACACCAAACUGAAAUUGAUAAGGAAAAGACCCGAUACGCAACAGUAGUAGCGGUUGAUUCCGUCCUAUGUUACAUCCUUUCUUUCAUGUGUGAAGAGGAGGCCAAGGCGCUCGAACAGCGAUCUCCCCCGAUAGACACCUGGCGUUCAAUUGUUCCUUUAUCAAAGUUUGUUGCCGAGAAAUGUUAUACUUACCCCCCACUCCAUGGUCUGUGCAAACAGCUCGAAGCUAUUAUCCGACAGCACCUGUUUGAUAUGGAGAUUGCUGCAUUCGAAAAGGUACCACUCCCGGACUCCGCCUCCAAAGCCCCCACUCCCGACUCGGGCACCAACACAAACGGUGUCAGCAUCGACCGCACAACCUACCUCAAGCACCGAAGCACCAUUGUCCGCGAGGCCCGUGAACUCAAGGACUGCUGGCUCGACGGCAUGCGCUACCUCACGCUCGACGUCAUCCAAAGCCAGUUCCCCCACACCUGGGCUGAGCGGUCGCGCAAGUUUGUUGAUCCCACAGCGUCGACACUGAAGGUGGGAAAGUACAAGCACUCGUUUCAGCUGCCGCUGCAUCCGAAUACGUGUAUGAUUGAGGCGCUCAACUUUGGAUUUCUGUUUCUGCAGGAGUGGGCAGCAGCGGAGGGGAUAAAGGAUUUCAAAAGUAAGCUGGGUGUCUUUUUAUGA
Molecule: messenger RNA, 2322 nt
Organism: Morchella sextelata
Lineage: Eukaryota; Fungi; Ascomycota; Pezizomycetes; Pezizales; Morchellaceae
Exons: 4
Coding region: 1-2322 (773 amino acids)
Source: RefSeq, a predicted model, not a curated record